CGUCAGAUUUAAGUAAUACCCCGAUGUGCUGGCGUCACUGCUGGAAGACACGCCCCCCCCUCUCACUACAUUUCCGCAAAGUUUUCGUCUGCGGCCGCCUCACCUUGCUCGGGGUUCGCCACGGUUCCGGGUCUCGCAGAAGCCCGAUAGGAAAAUGAGCGAAGUCCAGUCCAACGACUCGGCCGCCACCGGGGACAGCUCGGAGGAGAAAGACUGGGCUGCGGCCAAGGCUUUCUUUGAAAACCUCAAAACAAACAAACCGAGACCCCCCAAACCCCGGUAUGCCGUCACCAUCGCCGUCUCCUCUCGCACCCUCUUCAACAUGGUGGCAGAGCGGAAGAUCUACCAGGAAGAAGGAAUGGAGAAGUAUGUGGCUCAUCAGGUGGAGCACGAAGGCGAGCCUCUGAAGCCAGGAGCUGCUUUCCCCUUCGUCAAGGCACUGAUGAACGUGAACUCUAGACUGAGGGAGCUCUACCCCGACAGCGAGGAGCUGUUUGACAUCGUCCUAAUGACCAACAACCACGCCCAAGUCGGAGUGCGCCUCAUAAACAGCAUCAAUCACUACGAUCUGACCAUAGAGAGAUUCUGUAUGACGGGAGGGAAAAGUCCUGUAGGUUACCUGAAGGCCUACAUGACAAACCUUUACCUCUCCAAGGACUCAGAGAAAGUAGCAGAGGCCAUAAAGGAAGGUAUUGCGGCGGCCACAAUGUUUAUGCCGGAAACUGAGACUCAGUUGAGCGACACUCAGCUGAGGGUGGCGUUUGAUGGCGACGCCGUCCUCUUCUCAGACGAGUCAGAGAUCAUCGUGAAGAAACACGGCCUGGAUUCUUUCUUCGAGCACGAGAAGGCGUUUGAGAACAAACCUCUCGCUCAGGGUCCCUUAAAGUGUUUCCUGGAGGCUCUGGGGAAGCUCCAGAGAAAAUUCUACGCCAAGAACAAGCGUAUGACCUGCCCCAUCCGCACCUACCUGGUGACGGCCCGCAGUGCAGCCAGCUCGGGGGCCCGCGUCCUGAAGACCCUCCGCAGCUGGGGCCUGGAGAUCGACGAGGCCCUCUUCCUGGCGGGGGCUCCGAAAGGGCCCCUGCUGCAGAAAAUUAGGCCGCACAUCUUCUUCGACGACCAGAUGUUCCACGUUGAGGGGGCCCAGGAACUGGGAACCAUAUCUGCACAUGUCCCCUAUGGGAUCGGACAGAAGUACCACAGGGGGAAACUCAUCGAGCAGCCCGCAGAAAAGGAAUAAACUAAAAACAGUUAAAAUAUAACAAAUGCACUACAUUUCACUCGCAUAAGAACAAAUUUGCUCCAGAAAUUAUAUAUUACAAAGAUAACAGCAUUUUUUUCGAGGACUGAGGUAAUGAAUAGGUAAUGCAGUCCACAAGUUUCCUACUUUGGGGGGUUUUAUAAAGUGUUUUCUACCAUCUCCUUUAUGAUGUGAUAUUACUGAUGCGUGGGGGAAUGUCUUUUCUAGGCAAGAGUUACACCUGUUGGUGCCUUGUAUUCAUGUCUGCCUACCUGUUUACCGUUUUGAAGGGUUUACUGAUAGAGGAUUAACAAUUUCUCUCAUUUACAUUGGAUUUUCUGUCAUUUUCUUUACACUUUUAUAACAAACAUGUUUUUUAUUGUUUUUUUUUUUUUUAGAUUCAUAUACUGUAUUAUAUGACCAGGAUGGAAGAAUAUACUAUAUCUGCUGUAGUAGUUGUUUUUUUUUUUUUUUAUUCUGCAUUGGCUCUUUUAUAGGCCGGCCAGGUAGAGGGUAAAUUUCCAACAUUUUUGGCGUCUGGGCCUAAUCUCGCACAUUUCAUGGGACUCGUUAACCUUUGGGCUUUAUGUUUAAAAGGGACAUUUAUCAGGGUAGAACCUCUAUGGCCUAUAGGGAAAGCUGAUGCUGGCUGUCUUUCUUACUGUCUUUGCUGUUGACGCGCACACAUUAUAUAAAAUGUACACUUUUUAUUUUUCCUUAGACUUUCGCAGCCAUGUUCUGUGAGUUGUUUUAUAUAGGAGUGACGACGUAAUGUAUGUUUGCGGAUGGCAUUUUGCGUAUUUCAUACCGCAAAAAUAACUUGAAAAACGUAAGAAUAACUACAUGUCAUCUAGGAGUUACACAGAUACACUCACUUGUGUGUUCAAUAUCAAGGCUUUUAAUAUUUCUAUAUUUUGUAAUAGUUGUACUCGUGUGGUAACAAAGUAACAUGAUUUUUGCACCAUUUCACUUCUAUGUUCCGAUUUUUUUUAUUU
Molecule: messenger RNA, 2235 nt
Organism: Xiphias gladius (swordfish)
Lineage: Eukaryota; Metazoa; Chordata; Actinopteri; Istiophoriformes; Xiphiidae
Product: cytosolic 5'-nucleotidase 1A-like
Exons: 6
Coding region: 155-1240 (361 amino acids)
Biological process (GO): adenosine metabolic process; nucleotide metabolic process
Cellular component (GO): cytosol; cytoplasm
Molecular function (GO): 5'-nucleotidase activity; nucleotide binding; magnesium ion binding
Source: RefSeq, a predicted model, not a curated record